AUGGAAGGUAGUAAUGCUAAUACAAACAAGAAAAAAGUUGAAGCACAAGGAGAGGGAGAGAGCAGCACAAAGAAGCUGAAGGUCACCAUGGGGGUGGAGACCCUUGACUGCCCCAUCUGCUACGAGCCCCUCACGCCUCCCAUAUUCCAGUGCUUAGUGGGGCAUUGUAUAUGCUCGUCUUGCCGUGAGAAGCUGGACAAGAAAUGUGCCGUGUGCUCUAUCAAAACUUCCUUCAAGCGCUGCUUUGCGAUGGAACAUGUCGUCCAAGAAGCCAAAGUUGCUUGCUCCAAUGAAAAGUAUGGCUGUGUCGAGGGGGUCAUCUACUACCAGAAAGAAGAACACAAGAAGGCAUGCCCAAAUGCGCCAUGCUCCUGCACAGAAUCCGGUUGUGGCUUCACUGGACCAACAAAGGUGCUCCUGGACCAUUUCAUCAUCCAGCACAAGUGUCUGUCUACAAUCCUCCCAGACUCCGGUACGGUGUCACUUCGCUUACAGACGGGGUUACAUGUUUUGCGAUGCACCGAGACCAGCUACUUUUUCUUGCUCAACAUGUCAUCAGAGCCUCUUGGAUAUGCCAUCUCAGUAAUCCGCGUCCAACCAAACGUUACGGAACCCAAGUUCAAAUGUAAUAUGGAAUAUGACUGCAUAACGACCGGUUGUCGUGAAAGUAUAAAUUGCCACAUAAGAAGCUCUUCACUCUCUGAUGGGCUACCGAUAGUGUACGACUUGAUAAUUCCCAAGGGCAAGGAAAGGGUUCGACUCCUGAUCUUCAACGAACGCCCUGUAUUAAAACUGCUAGAUGAUGAUGAUGAUGACGACGACGAGAUGAUGAUUCUAGCUCAUCGUCGUUAUCGUCCUCGUCAUCAUCGUCGUCGUCUUCAUCGGCAUCAUCAGCGUCCCAACAAGGAGGAGAAAGAGAAGGAGGAGGAGGACGAGGACGAGGACGGGGACGAGGGCGAGGAUGAUAAGGACGAAAGGGCCUGA
Triticum dicoccoides is the source of this 984-nucleotide messenger RNA. Its product is annotated as E3 ubiquitin-protein ligase SINA-like 7. The coding region runs from base 1 to 984 and encodes 327 amino acids. Gene Ontology annotation, molecular function: ubiquitin protein ligase activity; zinc ion binding. NCBI's taxonomy places the organism in Eukaryota, Viridiplantae, Streptophyta, Magnoliopsida, Poales, Poaceae. The transcript has 5 exons. The record is from RefSeq and is a predicted model, not a curated record. Gene Ontology annotation, cellular component: cytoplasm.